This is a messenger RNA of Triticum turgidum subsp. durum (durum wheat), 1422 nucleotides long. NCBI's taxonomy places the organism in Eukaryota, Viridiplantae, Streptophyta, Magnoliopsida, Poales, Poaceae. The record is from the annotation of a GenBank genome assembly.
AUGGCGCGUUGUGGGGUCGCCGUUCUCGUUCUGAUCCUGCUGGCCUGUGUCGCUGCGGCGGCUGCUGGCGGUGGGGAUCACCACCACCGGCGGGGCAGCAGGGCGUCGGCGCGGCUGCGGCUCGUGCCCGCCGCUCCGGGCGCGUCACUGGCAGAGCGCGCGCGGGACGACCGGCACCGGCACGCCUACAUCUCUCGGAGGCUGGCGUCGGCGUCGCCAAGCCGGCGGCGCGCGGCCGAGACGUCGACGGCCCCGGGCCCGGAGGCGUCGGCGUUCGCGAUGCCCCUGACGUCGGGCGCGUACACGGGCACGGGGCAGUACUUCGUGCGGUUCCGCGUGGGCACCCCCGCGCAGCCCUUCGUGCUCGUCGCCGACACCGGCAGCGACCUCACCUGGGUCAAGUGCCGCGGCGCGUCCCCGCCGUCGGCCGCGUCUCCGUCAGGCUCGCCGCGCGUGUUCCGGCCGGCGGACUCCAAGUCGUGGGCGCCCAUCCCGUGCUCCUCCGACACGUGCAAGUCCUACGUCCCCUUCUCCCUCGCCAACUGCUCCGCCGGCACCGCCCCCUGCGCCUACGACUACAGGUACAAGGACAACUCGUCGGCCCGCGGCGUGGUGGGCACGGACGCGGCCACCAUCGCCCUCUCCGGCUCCAACGGAGGCGGCGGCACGGACAGGAAGGCCAAGCUGCAGGAGGUGGUGCUGGGCUGCACCACCUCCUACGACGGCCAGAGCUUCCAGGCCUCCGACGGCGUGCUCAGCCUCGGCAACAGCAACAUCUCUUUCGCCUCCCGCGCCGCCGCGCGCUUCGGCGGCCGCUUCUCCUACUGCCUCGUCGACCACCUCGCCCCGCGCAACACCUCCAGCUACCUCACCUUCGGCCCCGACGCCUCCAACGGCGCCGCGCAGUCGCCGUCGAGGACGCCGCUGCUGCUCGACGCCCAGGUGGCCCCGUUCUACGCCGUCACGGUCGACGCCGUCUCCGUCGCCGGGGAGGCGCUCGACAUCCCCGCCGACGUGUGGGACGUCAAGAAGAGCGGCGGCGCCAUCCUCGACUCCGGCACCAGCCUCACCAUCCUCGCCACCCCGGCGUACAAGGCGGUGGUGGCCGCGCUGAGCAAGCAGCUCGCGGGAGUGCCGCGGGUGACCAUGGAUCCCUUCGAGUACUGCUACAACUGGACGGCCACGAGCACGCCGCCGGCCGUCCCGAGGCUGGAGGUGCGGUUCGCCGGGUCGGCGCGGCUUCAGCCCCCGACCAAGAGCUACGUCAUCGACGCGGCGCCCGGCGUCAAGUGCAUCGGGCUCCAGGAGGGCAUCUGGCCCGGGGUGUCCGUCAUCGGCAACAUCCUGCAGCAGGAGCACCUCUGGGAGUUCGACCUCGCCAACCGCUGGCUUAGGUUUAAGGAGAGUCGCUGUGCACAGUAA